Molecule: messenger RNA, 3203 nt
Organism: Pantherophis guttatus
Lineage: Eukaryota; Metazoa; Chordata; Lepidosauria; Squamata; Colubridae
Source: RefSeq, a predicted model, not a curated record
CUAGGCUCAGCUAUGAGCAUAUCCGCUGGACUCCUGAAGCAGACAGAGGAAGGGGAAAGAAGGAGGGCUUAAAGAAUCCGAGAGAGAUAAAGAGAGGGAAGGAAGGUGAGGGAACAGCUCCUGCUGGCGCCUCUGUAAUCCCCCUUGUUCCACCUUGCGCUUCUGUUGGAUGCUGUCUGUGGCCACUGGUGCUGAACCUCUUCGGAGCCGAGUCCCCAAACUGGAACAAGAGACCGGCCAUUUAUUCCCUUUGCUGCUAAAAGGUAGCAGGGAGGGGCGAGUUUCCAGAAUAGCAAAUUGAAGCUUUGCUCUUAAAAGGAAUUACCUGAAAGGGGAGAGGAGCACGCAUGGAGGAUUGUGAGUCUGGGAAGAUUCGCCUCGGGAUAGAUCCAGGGUUGCGCUCCUUUAGGGCGAGUCUUGAAGGCUGCCCUUGGAUUACAGCUGCUCGGUUUGCUUUUUCCUGCUUUUUCUUUUGCUUUGUUUUCCAUCUUACCUCCAUUGUUGCAAGAGGGUAAGCCAUGCUGUGCCUGCAGUUAGCAUCCAUUGGAUCAGAGCAGAGAGGUUCUCCUGCAGAAUUCAGAGCUCCCUGACUUCCAUACUCUCUCCAGUUCUGGUGUCUUAAAAGAUCCUCUCCUACCAAAAUCAAACAAACAUUGAGUGAGAGAAAAAGAAGAAAAGCUGCUGGACAAAGGAACAUCAAACAAAUGAAGCACAUGGAGGUAUAAUUUGGUGGCUGAUACAUUAAGCAAAAUGGCUAAAGUUAACACUUAUCACUCCUACCCUGCUGCCCAUAGAUCUUCUGGGAAGACUGUUAGCGAUGACCCUGGUAGACUUGAAAAUGGAAUUAAGAGGACCCCAUCCCCGGGUGAGGAUAGAUCUUCAAAAUUAGAGAGUGUCAUUUCCAUGGCGGAAGCAGGAGGGGAUACAUCCGCAGAAGGAUCAACAAACACGUCCUCAGGGUUUUUCUCAUCGGUGAGAAACUGGUUCAGAAAGCACUUACGUCGAGAUGGCCAAACAUCUGAUUCUUCAGUUGAGGCUCAAGGGGGAGAAAACAAAGACAACAAAGCUGAGCCAAAGAAGGAUGGGAAAGACAAUCCGAAAAAGAAAAAGAAAGAAAUCUUUGUGAUAGAUCCUUCAAGCAACCUGUAUUAUAGGUGGUUGGGAAUCAUUGCAGUACCUGUAUUCUAUAACUUCUGUAUAUUGGUAUGUAGGGCCUGCUUUGAUGAGCUUCAGAUGAAUCAUCUUGCACUUUGGCUGUUCUUGGAUUAUUCCUCUGAUGUUAUCUACCUCAUGGACACAUUUGUCAAGUUCAGGACAGGUUUCCUUGAACAAGGACUACUCGUUAAAGAUGAAAAGAAAUUAAAAGAAUUUUAUAAAUCAACUUUGCAGUUCAAGUUGGACCUGUUGUCCCUUUUCCCAACUGAUUUGGGGUUUUUAUACUUUGGAAUGAACUAUCCUGAACUGCGAUUUAACCGGUUGCUGAGACUUCCCCGGCUAUUUGAAUUUUUUGAUCGUACAGAAACAAGAACAAACUAUCCAAAUAUAUUUCGUAUUGGGAACCUUGUCUUGUACAUUCUCAUUAUUAUUCACUGGAAUGCAUGUGUAUAUUACUCCAUUUCCAAACUAAUUGGAUUUGGGACUGACACCUGGGUUUAUCCCAAUAUCUCCCAUCCAGAACACGGACGACUGUCCAGAAAGUAUAUUUACAGCUUAUACUGGUCAACGUUGACAUUGACAACUAUCGGAGAAACUCCACCUCCAGUGAAAGAUGAAGAGUAUCUGUUUGUGGUCAUGGACUUUUUAGUGGGUGUGCUUAUCUUUGCUACCAUCGUGGGUAAUGUAGGCGCUAUGAUUUCUAACAUGAAUGCCUCUAGGACAGAGUUCCAGGCCAAGGUUGAUUCCAUCAAGCAAUACUUGCAGUUUCGAAAGGUCACUAAAGAAUUGGAAGCAAGAGUGAUUAAAUGGUUUGAUUAUCUGUGGACCAAUAAGAAAACAGUAGAAGAAACAAAAGUCCUGAGAUACCUCCCUGAUAAGCUGAAGGCUGAGAUUGCCAUAAAUGUCCAUAUGGACACACUAAGGAAAGUGCGGAUCUUCCAAGAUUGUGAAGCUGGACUCCUGAUUGAAUUGGUAUUGAAAUUAAAACCUACUGUUUUCAGUCCUGGAGAUUAUAUAUGCAAAAAAGGUGAUAUUGGAAGAGAGAUGUAUAUUAUCAAAGAAGGGAAACUGGCUGUUGUGGCAGAUGAUGGGGUGACGCAGUUUGUGGUUCUAAGUGAUGGCAGUUACUUUGGAGAAAUCAGCAUCUUGAACAUCAAAGGCAGCAAAGCUGGCAACAGGAGAACUGCAAAUAUCAGAAGCAUAGGUUACUCUGAUCUAUUCUGUUUGUCUAAGGAUGACCUGAUGGAAGCUCUCACUGAAUAUCCUGAUGCCAAAAAGGCACUGGAAGAAAAAGGGCGGCAAAUUUUGUUGAAAGAUAACUUGAUUGAUGAAGAGGCAGCUAAAGCAGGAGCUGACACAAAAGACCUGGAAGAGAAAGUAGAUAAACUUGAAGCAGCUAUGGAUAUUCUUCAGACAAGGUUUGCUAGACUUUUAGCAGAAUACACGGCCUCACAGUCUAAACUCAAGCAGAGACUUGUAGAAGUUGAGACCAAAGUGAAGAAACCUGAAAGUGAUGCUUUGUUAGAUGUACCAGGCGAAGCUGGAAAACCAGAAGAGCAAAAAAAGAAUUAAGUAUGUAUGGUCAUCUUCAUUUAGCACAGAACUACUGCACCCUAAAAUAUGAACACACUUGCAAAUAUGUGAACAGGAUUGUUUUUUAUCCUCUGGAAUCAGCAAGUUUGUAUAGUUUUUAACUGAAGCGAUUGUCUUCUAAAUAGUAAAUGCUGAACUUUUUUUUGAUCUUUUUAGAAAUAGAUUUCCACAUUUCUUUUAUUUAUUUUGUAUUGGGGGAAGAUUUUCUAUGAGUGAUGAUGAUCACAUCUUAUUAUUAGGUGUUUGUAUACAGUAGACCACAUCACAUUUAUCUUUAUAGCUUUGCAACAAGCACCUGCUGCAAAGCAAUACUUCUCUGAAUGGAACAGACUUUAUGAUACGGAUGCAUAAAUACAACAUGACUUGCCCAUUUCCUUUCUUGAAAUAGCAGUUUUUCCAUUAAUAUAAUGCAUCCAUUUCACAUUACGUUUUUUUUUCUCAUUAAAAAAACCCUU